This is a messenger RNA of Ylistrum balloti, 778 nucleotides long. RefSeq lists its product as uncharacterized. The record is from RefSeq and is a predicted model, not a curated record. NCBI's taxonomy places the organism in Eukaryota, Metazoa, Mollusca, Bivalvia, Pectinida, Pectinidae. The coding region runs from base 35 to 715 and encodes 226 amino acids. The transcript has 5 exons.
CAACAGGGAAUAGACAUCACACUGACAGGACAGUAUGCUGAUACAUGUCUUCGCUACCGUCUGUUAUUUACUUAUAUUGAAUGUUGGACCAGGAUCCGCGGAAACGGUUUGUGAUUCCUACGGAGCCAUACAACAGCUCCAGUGUCUAGGAAUGAGGGGCCCAACUGAAGAAGAACUUUCACAAGCGUUUAACGGUGAAUAUUUCACUAGAGAUGGAGUGGAAAUGCUUCUUCACGUCUGGUGUAGCUCACUGCUGCAAUACAGGCACUGCAUUUCGACCAACACCAAGCAAUGUACGAACGUGGAAGAGCUGCAGCAACUGAGUCUAGAGAACGGAGGACUGUGUACAGCCGAUGGUUCAGUCGAUCCGCAGGUGCAGCCGUAUGUGCAGAGAUACACACAGGCUGCGAUCAUGGGAGAUUGUGCGGAAUUCUGGGGAAAUUUAUUUGCUUCGUGCUAUCCACGUGGAAACAGCGAGAUACCGGAUAGACCAGAUCCUUCAUUGAACAUCGCCCAGGGUAUAGCUUGGUGGACAAGAACACGGACUGACACCAUUCGCUGCAUCGUGGACAAAGAAACUCCGCCUCUUCCAGACAGUUGUGUGGGAACGUCAUCUACAGACGCCAAGAUCUUCGCAAUACUCGACAACCUAUGGUCGGAACCCUAUGGUGUCGGAGCCCAUGUCGACAUAUCGGCGUUUAUUGACCAACUUUAAUUCCUUCGAAAUAUAAUGUUAAACUGUAUCUCCCCUGUCUAAAUAAAAUCAUGAUUCAACAUC